This is a messenger RNA of Miniopterus natalensis, 3533 nucleotides long. It is a transcript of the gene SNX18, whose product is annotated as sorting nexin 18. The record is from RefSeq and is a predicted model, not a curated record. Gene Ontology annotation, biological process: cleavage furrow formation; endosomal transport; endocytosis. Gene Ontology annotation, cellular component: cytoplasmic vesicle; plasma membrane. Lineage: Eukaryota; Metazoa; Chordata; Mammalia; Chiroptera; Miniopteridae. Gene Ontology annotation, molecular function: protein binding; phosphatidylinositol binding.
CACGCGCUCCGACCUGUCGCUGGGCUCCCGCGGCGGCCCGGCGCCCGCGCAGCACCCGGCGUCGGGGGCCAAGAGCUCGGCCACGGUGAGCCGCAACCUGAACCGCUUCUCCACCUUCGUCAAGUCGGGCGGCGAGGCCUUCGUGCUGGGCGAGGCGUCGGGCUUCGUCAAGGACGGCGACAAGCUGUGCGUGGUGCUGGGGCCCUACGGCCCCGAGUGGCAGGAGAACCCCUACCCCUUCCAGUGCACCAUCGACGACCCCACGAAGCAGACCAAGUUCAAGGGCAUGAAGAGCUACAUCUCCUACAAGCUGGUGCCCACGCACACGCAGGUGCCGGUGCACCGGCGCUACAAGCACUUCGACUGGCUGUACGCGCGCCUGGCCGAGAAGUUCCCGGUCAUCUCGGUGCCGCACCUGCCCGAGAAGCAGGCGACGGGGCGCUUCGAGGAGGACUUCAUCUCCAAGCGCAGGAAGGGCCUGCUGUGGUGGAUGAACCACAUGGCCAGCCACCCGGUGCUGGCGCAGUGCGACGUCUUCCAGCACUUCCUGACCUGCCCCAGCGGCACCGACGAGAAGGCCUGGAAGCAGGGCAAGCGCAAGGCGGAGCGCGACGAGAUGGUGGGCGCCAACUUCUUCCUGACGCUGAGCACGCCGCCCGCGGCCGCGCUGGACCUGCAGGAGGUGGAGAGCCGCAUCGACGGCUUCCGCAGCUUCACCAAGAGGAUGGACGACAGCGCGCUGCAGCUCAACCACACGGCCACCGAGUUCGCGCGCAAGCAGGUGACGGGCUUCAAGAAGGAGUACCAGAAGGUGGGCCAGUCCCUGCGCGGCCUCAGCCAGGCCUUCGAGCUGGACCAGCAGGCCUUCUCAGCCGGCCUCAACCAGGCCAUCGCCUUCACCGGCGACGCCUACGACGCCAUCGGCGAGCUCUUCGCCGAGCAGCCCCGGCAGGACCUGGACCCGGUCAUGGACCUGCUGGCGCUGUACCAGGGCCACCUGGCCAACUUCCCCGACAUCAUCCACGUGCAGAAAGGGGCUCUUACCAAAGUGAAGGAGAGUCGGCGGCACGUGGAGGAGGGGAAGAUGGAGGUGCAGAAGGCGGACGGCAUCCAGGACCGCUGCAACACCAUCUCCUUCGCCACCCUGGCUGAGAUUCACCACUUCCAUCAGAUUCGCGUCAGAGACUUCAAAUCACAGAUGCAGCAUUUCUUACAGCAGCAAAUAAUAUUUUUCCAAAAAGUGACGCAGAAGUUGGAAGAAGCUCUUCACAAGUAUGACAGUGUUUAACGACGGGACGUCGGAGGGCGGACUCGUUCCAGUUCAAGAAUAAUUUCCGCAGCAGCGUAAAAACUGCUAUCAGAGCGAUUGCCAACGCUCGGCGCUGGUACAAGGCCGGUCCCGUGUCGACGGGAACCGGGCUGAACGCGUAAUGACGUAGGGAGGAGGCGGCCGCGCGGCCGAGCUGUCGCUAAGUUACGCUGUGCGCGCCUACACCGCCGCUGUGACUGGGGGAUAGUGAGUAUACUCUUUGCCUUACUGCUUCCUGAAGGGUGGGUGUUUCAGUGCGUGCGCGGCUCACCUCGGACCCCCAGGGUCGGGGGCCCGGCGCAGCCCCCCGAUGCCUUUCCCUCUCACAGAUCGGGGCCCCGAAACUCAGCCUGUCCUGUUUACAAACUCCAGCUAGAGCAGCUAUUCGACUUCGUGCCUUUAGACUCCUGGUUUUUCAUUUCUCCCUCCCCCCUUCCUUCAGUAACCGCAACUCCUGACUGAGAGAGAGCGAAAGGCCAGGGCGGACAGUGGCCGGUGCCGGCGACUUCGCUGGCGCUGGGGCGGUGGGGGGAUCAGCUGUCACCUGCUCGAGGGUCUCGUCUCCUGGUCACGUGAGCACAGCAGAGGGAGACUCGACGCUCACCCGGGACCGGGAGUCCAUUAGAGGGGAGAUGGCGCCACUCGGUUCCCUCAGAGGCUCCAGCAGGGUGGCCCCCACGCCGGCGUCCCGGGAACCUGGCGUGGAGGUCACACGGACACGUCUCCCAGCCCGGAGGAAGUGGAGGGGGCUGGUCAGCCGGGGACACAGCCCAGAAUCAGUGAGGACACUUAGGAGGCUUUUCUCUCUUUUCUUUUUAGCUUGAAGAUUUUCUUUUACUAUUCAGUGCGAUUUUUUUUUUUUUAAUGGAUCUACACUGUUAACUGCUCGAGACUCCACUGUGAUUCACUCGUUUACUUAAUCAAACACUUUUCAGGGAUGUCUGUAAAAUUCAGUGUUACACGUGGUGAAAAGUAGGGUUGAUCUAAGGAGGGACCACAAAUACUUCCUACUAUUCCAGAUGCUGAGAGCGAGAAGUAACUUUGUUUUUUAAGUACCGAUAAACCCCCAGGACAUUUCACAUUAAAAAUCAUCUUAAAUAUAGUCUUUUAUCAUUAUAAGGGAAAUACAAAUGGCUGAGAAAUACCAAAAAGAUUCCAAAGCAGCUGCAUUUAAAAAGCACAAAGGGAUUCUGGCUGGAAAUGCCGGAAUCUCAAUGUUUCUCGCAGUUGCUGAGCUGAACAGUGUGAUCCUUGCGUUUACAGAUGUAAAACGUGUCACUGAAAGGUUAACGAAUCUACUGUUUUUGUGAAGUGAGACCUUGAGCUGGUCAGAAGCCCCUGGGCGUUGGAAUGGUGACCUGGAAGUGAGAGGUCGGGGUCAGUGAAAUGGUGGCCGUCACAGCGACUGAAGAAGAGGGUGACCUGAAACAGUUACUCAACAGCACAAUUUCUCUUGAAAGUAAUCUCCUAUGGGUUGGGUUUUUAAGAUCAGAGCAUCCUAAUUUUGAUGAAAAUCUUGCACCUUAGGUAACGCAGAGCCAGAUUUAACAUCACGCGGUGUUGUCUGCUGCGGACGUGUGGGACUGUAACCAAAUACAUUGUUCUUGAAAAAGUAACUUCCUCUCAGUGAUUGCAAAAUACGGUUUGAUAAGCAAAACCUUUAUGUGUGUAAAUGUUAAUUUUAUGGCAGAAGUUGGGAGAUUAUAAUGACAGCAUUUAAGUUCGGGUCUGUAUUAGACACAUGCUUUUCAAAUGAUUUGAAAAUUAGUUUUCUUUGCCUCUAUUUUGAUGGUGGUUUGACUUGAAUUUUUUUUUUUUUUUAAGUAAGAUCACUAAACUUGUGCUGUGGUAGCCUGGAAGUGACCCGAGGUGUCCGGCCUGAUUGUGCUCGGGCCGCAGGGACAUUGGUUAAAUUGUACAAACUAAAGAUAAGGCGCGGGAAGUGCAGGCCCACACUGCCGACAGAACUUUCAUUCAUGGCGACAGCGGUGCUGUGCCGCCGGGCCGUGGAGGCUGUUAAUUCUCUGGGUAGGACACCUGAAUUCUUAGUGCUCAUUCCCAUCUCAGAUCUUCCCUGCUCUAACGUUCUUGGUCCUGUUGAAACAUUUCAGUACACAGAGAUACUGCGAUGUUAAUGCCCAAGAGAAAAGCCAUCAUAACGUGUAUGCUGGUCGUCAAGGUCAGUGUGGUACAGUUUUUUUAAAAUAAACUAUCAUGCCCUUCA